AUGCUGAGCACCGGGCCCCCGCCCCGGGCCCGCGCCUCCGGCUCCCGGGACGCCUUUUACUCGGGACCCCUACAGGAGCUGGACCUCUCCCUCGGGAGCCCAGGCGUUUCGCCCUCGCCCGGCCCGGGUCCCCCGCCAACCCGCCGGCCGGGUUUUCUUGCACUCACCGCGGGGCGGCUCUGGGCGAGCCGGCCUGAGACCAGCCGAGCCCCUGGGGGCAGCGGCAGAGGCGGGACCGCAGAGCGCGCGGAGCGCACUGCGGGGGCGCGCCGACGCACAGGCGCGUUCGCGCCCGCACUCCUGCACCGACUGCCCCCUCCUCACACCCACACGCACACGCGGGCGGCGGGCGGCGCGCGCCGGGCCGGCUCCGCGGCGGACGCGAGCGCGGGAGCCCAAGGAAUCCCUGGAAUGAGGGGCCGCCUGCUCUCUCCAGGGCUCCGCCGGGCUCCGCCGGGCUCUGCCAGGCCCGCCCGAACACGCCCCCGAACACGCCCCUCCCACAGAGCAGGUGGGGCUGAGCCCAGUAGACACAGCACACGUGACACCGACGUCCACGGUCGAGCCACACUCCGUACCCACUGGACUAGCUGCCCCUUAACCGCCACAGCCAGCCAAGUGACAGCAGCGCCUUCGAUCGAGCCAGAGACCUGCACCACUACCCUACCCUCGGCUUCAGACCCGCACCGUCCCGGCCUCCCGCACAGACCUUCCGGGCAAGCAGCCGCUGGAAGAGCGUACAAGCCCUCCGGCAUCCAGGGCUCGGCGUUCACACCUGCUCACCUGCCGGACAGCGGCGCACGCGGCGCCUCUCGCCUCCCCGGGCUCCGGGCUCCACGGGGCGCUUACCUGGGACACCAACGCACCCUCUCGUUACCCACACACACCCCAGCCACAGUGGCCAGACAGGCCAGCAGCCACACGUACCUGAGGGUACAGGUCGCACUUGCUUGGGGAGGCGUGUGCUCAGGUGCCACUGAGAUCAGAACGGCCGCUGCAGUCCAGGACACUCAGACGCGGCUCGGUUUCUUCCCAUUACAGCAUUUUUAG
This is a messenger RNA of Hipposideros armiger (great roundleaf bat), 1050 nucleotides long. RefSeq lists its product as uncharacterized. Lineage: Eukaryota; Metazoa; Chordata; Mammalia; Chiroptera; Hipposideridae. Bases 1 to 1050 code for a protein of 349 amino acids. The record is from RefSeq and is a predicted model, not a curated record. The transcript is spliced from 3 exons.